Messenger RNA from Penicillium diatomitis, 1008 nucleotides. RefSeq names its product secreted glycosidase. Gene Ontology annotation, molecular function: peptide-N4-(N-acetyl-beta-glucosaminyl)asparagine amidase activity; carbohydrate binding. Gene Ontology annotation, cellular component: nucleus; cytosol. NCBI's taxonomy places the organism in Eukaryota, Fungi, Ascomycota, Eurotiomycetes, Eurotiales, Aspergillaceae. The transcript has a single exon. Gene Ontology annotation, biological process: carbohydrate metabolic process; protein quality control for misfolded or incompletely synthesized proteins; glycoprotein catabolic process. The record is from RefSeq and is a predicted model, not a curated record. The coding region runs from base 1 to 1008 and encodes 335 amino acids.
AUGAAAAAGGGUGCUGAUAACGCCGGAAUUUCAGGCAAUGCUCCUCGGUCUAGCGAAGCCAGUUGCCGACGUCGAUGGACAAAACACACGGGGGUUCUCCACAGAUGGGAGCAACGUUACUGGCUUCUCUCACAUGUGAGCUCUCAGCAGGCAUGUACUAAUGCCGAAGCGGAGGUACCAGCUCCCGGCAAGGACUUUGCUCGACUUGAGCAAGAGGCUGUUGAUUCCUGGUCUGAGAAGUUAAGACCUAUCAAGAUCAGGGCAGGAGGAGUGCGUGAUGCCAUGAUCGGCGCCUUCUGGAGUGGUAUCUACCGAACUAUGCUCUCGCCUCAAAACAUGACCGGAGAAAAUCCUGUGUGGAAGAGUGAUGAGCCGUACUUUGAUUCAUUCUAUUGUAUCUGGGAUCAAUUCCGUGCCCAAUUGCCUCUUUUGAGUUUGAUUGAUCCAAAGACUCAGACUAACCUGAUCUGCAGUCUGCUUCACACCUACAAGACUGAAGGCUGGCUACCUGAUUGUCGCAUGUCUUUGUGUAAGGACUGGAAUCAAGGUAGUUCAAAUGCAGAUGUGGUCCUGACCGACGUCUUUGUGAAGAACCUUACCGGCAUUGAUUGGGAGCUUGCGUACAACGACGCCGAGAACGAGCCCCUCGAAUGGUCCUACGAGGGCCGUGGAGGUUUACAGAGUUGGAAACGACUCAACUACAUUCCAUACCUAGAUUUUGACUACCCUGGAUUUGGAACCAACUCACGCAGCAUAUCUCGAACUGUGGAAUACGCGUACAAUGACUACAGUCUCGCAGUCGUCGGGAAGGGACUCGGCAAGAGCGAAAAUACUAAAUACCUCUCGCGUGCGAACAAUUGGCGAAACUCGUUCAAAGCCGACCAAAAGUCGGUCUCGGAGAAUGGGACAGAUACUGGCUUCACGGGGAUUUUUCAGCCGAAAUAUGUGAAUGGUACUUGGGGAUUCCAGGAUCCAAUUGCGCGCCAUUCUUCGAGGCGGUUGAAGUAA